Messenger RNA from Guillardia theta CCMP2712, 702 nucleotides. RefSeq lists its product as hypothetical. The transcript has 8 exons. Gene Ontology annotation, molecular function: pseudouridine synthase activity; RNA binding. Lineage: Eukaryota; Cryptophyceae; Pyrenomonadales; Geminigeraceae. The record is from RefSeq and is a predicted model, not a curated record. Gene Ontology annotation, biological process: pseudouridine synthesis. The annotation marks the transcript as partial.
GGCAGGGUGAAGGUGAAUGGAAAGGUGGUUCCUCCCAGCUGGAGGUUGAAUGGAGGAGACGUGCUGACUUUAGAUGACAAGUACGACCUGUCGCGUGCAUCUCCGACGCGUGUGCGAAGUUACAACAAACCGAUGGGAGUUACAUCAACCAUGGACAAGAAUGACCGUCGGUCUCUUGCAAACACUCUUGUCCCCGCGAUGCUCAAAGUCUUGGGAGUUGCUCCUAGACCUAACGGGAUAUCAUACAGACUUGACGCUGACUCGUCUGGCUUGCUGCUGCUAACAGACAACGGGAGGCUCGCAGACUCCAUGCUGCAGCCAAGCAAGGGAAAGGAGAAGGAGUACGUCGUGAUGGUAUCUCCAAGGAUCAACGAGAACCAUCUCAAGCAGCUCGCUGCGGGUGUCAACAUAACUACGUUCCAGCAAAGAGACCCGGGAGUGAAGAACUCCAACAAGACAAGGCCGUGCGUCGUCGAACGAGCCAACGAGGAAGACGUGAAGCGAUUCGUUCACUUCAAGGAGGGGAGAAACCGGCAGAUCAGGAAGAUGUGCGAGGCCCUGGGCUAUGAGGUCAGCAGGGCCCUGAGAUCACCACUGAUUCCAGCACAGAUCGAGCUGGGGAAGCUAGCGGUCGGCGAGUAUAGGAGCUUGAGCGACGACGAACAGGCUCGGCUUCUUCCAACCACCAGAGGUAACGCAUGA